AUAUUGCGAUAGCGCGACUAUGAGUUCCAGCGCAGAGUUAACCGGGUCCACAGAUAACAGCAGCAAGCGGUCCGGUGCUUCAGUUGCAAUUAAAUCGAUAGACAGUCAGGUCGAACAGCGAGGAUCGCAGACGGAAAGCUACGAGAUGGUCGAUACGGCACGGAACGCACCAGUAACGCUGACUGUGGAUGGUUUCGGUACGGUGAAGCAUCCGAAAACGGGUGCUACCGAGACGGUGAAACGGUUCACCUGGCAAAACACGUACGGCACCUCGGUCCAGGUUAUAUCAUACGGGGCCAUCAUCACCGUGAUGAAGGUGCCCGAUCGUAACGGGCGUAUCGAUGAUGUGGUGCUCGGUUUUGACGACAUUCCCGGUUAUCAAACACCCAACAAUCCAUACUUUGGGGCAACCAUUGGACGGAUUGCGAACCGUGUUGGUGGUGGCAAAUUUACGCUCAACGGACUAGAGUACCAGGUGACGAAAAACUUUGAAAACCGACAUCAGCUGCAUGGUGGGAAGAUUGGUUUCGACAAAUACAACUGGGAAGCGUACGUAGAGGGGACUGCUGUGACGCUGACGCACACGUCCCCCGAUGGAGAUGAAGGAUACCCGGGUGCAGUUAUGGUUAGCGUUCGGUACGAGCUGAAGGAGGACAAUCGGUUCGAAGCACUGUUUAAGGCUGUUUCUACCAAGCCAACACCGAUCAAUCUCACCAACCAUUCCUACUUUAACCUGGCGGGUCAUUCCACGGGCCACGAGGAAAUCUAUCGCCAUGUUGUUAGCAUCAACGCAGAUAAGAUUACCGACACGGAUGCCGAUUCGAUACCGAGCGGCAAAUUCAUCUGUGUCGGUGGGACACCGUACGAUUUGCGCAUUCCGCGCGAACUUGGACCGGCCAUGGCGAAAACUGCAGGCGAAGGAUUCGACGAUAACUUUUGCAUCACCAAGGGUACCGAACAGGGACGAACGUUUACGGCCCGCGUAGUGCAUCCGCACAGUGGACGUGUGCUGGAGGUAUACACGGAUCAGCCGGGUGUGCAGUUUUACACCAGCAACUUUAUGCCGGAUCCGAACAAGAAUAUUCGCCCGAAAGCAGUUAACGCUCCGGAAUACUACGACGUCACACGUCUCGAACCUGUCAUCCCGGAAGGUGUGGCCGAUCCGCCGAUUCAAGGUAAGGGUGGAGCAAAGUAUUGCAAGCACGGUGCAUUUUGCUUGGAAACACAAAACUUUCCCGAUGCGAUCAACCAUCCCAACUUCCCAUCGGCGGUUCUGAACCCCGGGGCACAGUACGUGCAUGAGGUAGUGUACAAAUUUGACGUACUUCGUGACCAAUAG
Molecule: messenger RNA, 1339 nt
Organism: Anopheles maculipalpis
Lineage: Eukaryota; Metazoa; Arthropoda; Insecta; Diptera; Culicidae
Product: galactose mutarotase
Exons: 3
Coding region: 20-1339 (439 amino acids)
Biological process (GO): glucose metabolic process; beta-D-galactose catabolic process via UDP-galactose, Leloir pathway
Molecular function (GO): aldose 1-epimerase activity; carbohydrate binding
Source: RefSeq, a predicted model, not a curated record